AUGCCACAAAAGCGCCAUCCCCCGCAAAUAUUUCUUUCUCGGAAUUACUUCAUCUUCGAGCUCUUCCUCCUCGGUGAUGGUGAGAAGAAGAUUGAGGAGAAGGUCUUCUCUGUCGCUCAUCCUAAUGUUCCCGAGAUGUUCAUCCGCGUCCAGACGGAUGGCUCGAUCACCGCCAAGGAGGCCCUCGUCCAGGUUAUCAAGAAGCUGAUGCAGGACCUGUCCCACCUGAGCCGCGAGUUCACUCGCGAGUUCGAGCUUCGCCGCAUGGUCGAGGCAGGCCGCUCCAAUCAGCAGGGCCAAUGA
This is a messenger RNA of Colletotrichum higginsianum IMI 349063, 303 nucleotides long. RefSeq names its product DNA-directed RNA polymerase ii subunit rpb11. The record is from RefSeq and is a predicted model, not a curated record. Bases 1 to 303 code for a protein of 100 amino acids. Gene Ontology annotation, molecular function: protein dimerization activity. The transcript is spliced from 3 exons. Gene Ontology annotation, biological process: DNA-templated transcription. NCBI's taxonomy places the organism in Eukaryota, Fungi, Ascomycota, Sordariomycetes, Glomerellales, Glomerellaceae.